This is a messenger RNA of Salvia miltiorrhiza (redroot sage), 1110 nucleotides long. RefSeq names its product E3 ubiquitin-protein ligase SIRP1. Gene Ontology annotation, cellular component: cytoplasm. Gene Ontology annotation, molecular function: ubiquitin protein ligase activity. Gene Ontology annotation, biological process: protein ubiquitination. The record is from RefSeq and is a predicted model, not a curated record. Lineage: Eukaryota; Viridiplantae; Streptophyta; Magnoliopsida; Lamiales; Lamiaceae.
AUGGAGGAAGCUGAGGCACUAAGAUAUUGGUGCCACAUGUGUUCACAGAAUGUGAAUCCAGUUUUGGAGAUUGAUACCAUAAAAUGCCCCAUCUGCCAAAGCGGCUUUGUGGAAGAAAUGGCCACUCCCACUCCAGAAAAUGAUAGCCCUCCUGAUGUUGAAUUCGGAGGGCCGGAUUCUGAUCGCGCCCUCUCCCUCUGGGCGCCCAUCCUACUCGGUAUGAUGGGCAACCAGCGGCGUAGGCGCCGUAUGAGGCGCAUGGGCUACGAGGAGGGUGAAAACCACCAUGAUGGGGAGUCCGAGCUUGACCGUGAACUGGAGGCUAUAGUGAGGAGGAGGAGGAGCUCAGCCGCGAUUCUCCAGCUCCUCCAAGGCAUGCGGGCUGGGAUACUAUCCGAGCCAGAGACGGAUCAAGGCAAUGAUACUACGGAUAAUGAGAGGGAGAGGGAGAGAGAGCGUGUCAUUCUGAUCAAUCCCUUUAACCAGACCAUCAUUGUUCAGGGCUCUUACGACCCCGGCAACGAGUCCAUAAGCCGUGCACCUAUUGGCUCACUAGGCGAUUACUUCAUUGGGCCGGGGCUCGACUUGCUGCUGCAGCAUCUCUCGGAGAAUGACCCAAACAGGUACGGGACGCCUCCAGCUCAGAAGGAGGCCGUUGAAGCUUUACCGACUGUGGAAAUUGUGGACACACUGCAGUGCUCUGUUUGUUUGGAUGACUGUGACAUUGGUGAUCAAGUUAAGGAGAUGCCUUGCAAACAUAAGUUCCACAGCAAGUGUAUCCUACCAUGGCUAGAGCUUCAUAGCUCGUGUCCCAUCUGCAGGCAUCAGUUACCUUGUGAUGAGUCGAAGCUCGACUCCGACGGGUUGAGAAACGACAGCAAUAACAGCGAUGCCGGUGAUAGAAACGAAAGAGGGCGACACUUCUCUGUUCCUCUCCCAUGGCCCUUGAGCAGUUUGUUUUCAUCCUCCCCUACUUCAAAUGCCAACAACCCAAGCACUUCAAACCGGGAUGAGAGUUGAUUUCUGGUUAAUGUUAUAUUAUGCAAAUUACCUUUGUAUGUAUAUAAGCAAAUUCCCAAGGCAAUAAUUAGAAAAGUGACUUGUGUUUUA